AUGUCCGAUCCCACUCCCACUCCCACUCCGGCAUCGUCAUCUCCUCAAGAUCGCGAUCGCCUUCGCCUUCAGGCCCGAAAGCCACUGCCACCCACCGUGCCGGCCUACUUGCCGGCCGCGGGCUCUCCGCUAUCUGUCGACCGCGAGCUGUACUCGGCCAUCCGGCAGGGCGGGAGGGAGUUGGUUCACUCGUUCACCGUGCCGAUUCGGUCGGGCUAUGCUUGGAAGGCGGAGGCGAAAAGUAUCGUCAGGAUCAGUACGCCGGAGGGAGCGCAAGUCGGUGAUCUAAAUAUCUGGAACGCCAACAACCCUCGUGAGAGAUUCUGGGCGUCUCGCACAAAACAACUCCACUCAUCACACGUGUCGACAUUUGAUCGGCUUUGGUCCUGCCUUCCGUUCAUGCGUCCUUUGUGUACCAUCAUAGACGACUCCCUCUCGUGGUAUGGCGUCGAUGAGACCGGUGGCCGCGUCCACGACUUGCUCGGCACCAGAUGCGAUCCGUACAUCAACACGCUCCUGGGCGGAUCUGGAGCGUCGUACGACUUCCACUGCCAUUCCAACCUGACCAGAGCUGUGCUCCCUUUUGGGCUCAACGAGUCCGACGUCCACGACGUCAUCAACUUGUUCCAAGUCACCGGGCUGGACAAGGAGGGGAGAUACUUCAUGAAUCCUUGUCCGGCCCAAUCGGGUGAUUACAUUGAGUUCUUUGCCGAACAGGACCUCCUCAUGGCACUGUCGACGUGUCCGGGAGGAGACCUCUCAUUGUGGGGGUUUGGAGCUGACAGCGAGAAGGAGAUGAUCAAAUGUUGCAGACCGCUGAAAGUAGAGGUGUUCAAGCUGGUUGAUGAAGACAAGGUUCUAGGCCUAGGCGCCGGGUGGACCCCCGCUGAACGUCCAGAUUAUCGUGGUGUACAUGGGAUGAAAGUCCCUCUGGGAGAAACGAGAUAG
This is a messenger RNA of Capronia epimyces CBS 606.96, 948 nucleotides long. RefSeq lists its product as uncharacterized. Bases 1 to 948 code for a protein of 315 amino acids. NCBI's taxonomy places the organism in Eukaryota, Fungi, Ascomycota, Eurotiomycetes, Chaetothyriales, Herpotrichiellaceae. The record is from RefSeq and is a predicted model, not a curated record. The transcript has 2 exons.